This is a messenger RNA of Thamnophis elegans (Western terrestrial garter snake), 7055 nucleotides long. RefSeq names its product LMBR1 domain containing 2 (gene LMBRD2). The coding region runs from base 388 to 2481 and encodes 697 amino acids. Gene Ontology annotation, cellular component: membrane. The record is from RefSeq and is a predicted model, not a curated record. NCBI's taxonomy places the organism in Eukaryota, Metazoa, Chordata, Lepidosauria, Squamata, Natricidae. The transcript has 19 exons. Gene Ontology annotation, biological process: adrenergic receptor signaling pathway.
AGAGAACGGAGCCGGAAAUGUCAGAGGCGUCUGCGGUUCAGCUGGUGGCCGGCUCGGUUCCUUCCUGCGGAGAGCCGGACUUCCUCCGCCUGAGGAGUAGGCAGCCGGGAGUCUCCGGGAGCAGCCUCGGGAAGGAGUCUCUCUGAACGGGAAGCCCGAAGUCCUUGGCUCGGCGCCCAGCAGUGACCCGGAGAGGAGCGGGGACGCCAGAGGAUGCGACCGGGGAGUGGCCAGCCCCGUCGCUGCUGGCAAUAUGUUAUAACGGCAAUAUGUACUACUUAUGCGUGGUUUGAAGUUCAUUUCCAAUGACUUAAUAAGAGUUGACAAAUAAUGAAGAUAUAAUCCUCUUACGAACCAAUACAUGCUGGUUGGAAUCAGUGAACAAUAAUGAGUGGUGCAGCUUUGGGCAUUGAGAUAGUUGUCGUCUUCUUUUUGGCAUUAAUCAUACUACAUCGAUAUGGUGACUUUAAAAAGCAGCACAAACUUGUGAUUGUUGCAACACUAUUAGCUUGGUACCUUUGUUUUCUCAUAGUCUUUAUACUGCCCUUAGAUGUCACUACGACUAUAUACAAUCGGUGUAAACUUGAUAUAAAUGAGUCAUACACAAGUCCCACCAACAGUGGAUCAGCAGUGCAAAAUCAAGACACUAAUCCUACUCAGAGUAAACACAAAUGUAUCAAACCAUGGAGUUAUAUCCCUGAUAGAAUUAUGCCCAUUUUUUGGCGUGUUGUAUACUGGACAUCACAGUUUUUAACAUGGAUUCUGUUACCCUUUAUGCAGUCCUAUGCUAGAUCAGGAGGUUUUUCCAUUACCGGGAAGAUUAAAACAGCGUUAAUUGAAAAUGCUAUAUAUUAUGGAACGUACCUUUUGAUUUUUGGAGCGUUCUUGAUAUAUGUAGCUAUAAAUCCAAAUAUCAGCUUGCAAUGGAAUCAACUUCAGACGAUUGGAAUAGCUGCUGCCAAUACCUGGGGCCUCUUUCUGCUUGUGUUGCUGUUAGGAUAUGGCUUAGUAGAAAUCCCACGCUCUCACUGGAAUGGAGCUAAAAAGGGCUACCUUCUCAUGAAGACCUACUUCAAGGCUGCUAAACUGAUGACCGAAAAGGCAGAUGCAGAAGAAAACCUGGAGGAUAUUAUGGAGGAGGUCCGUAAAGUAAAUGAAAGCAUCAAAUACAACCAUCCUUUGAGGAAAUGUGUGGAUACAAUACUAAAAAAGUGUCCCACGGAAUAUCAGGAUAGGAUGGGUCGAAACAUGGAUGAUUAUGAAGACUUUGAAGAAAGAUCCAAUACUUAUCCAACAGAGAAAAGCCUAGUGAAGCUUCAUAAGCAGGUAAAUUAUUCAGUUCAAAGACAUCAUCGUACACAAGUCCAGUGGCAAAUUCUUUUAGAGCAAGCCUUUUACCUGGAAGAUGUGGCAAAAAAUGAAUCCAGUGCCACUCGUCAAUUUGUUCAUACUUUUCAGUCUCAAGAAGCUGAAAACAAAAUUAUCCAAUAUCUCUAUACACCAACUCUUGAAUGGUAUUGGGAAUGCCUUCUACGACCAUGGUUCCACAGGAUUCUCGCCAUUAUCCUGGCCAUCUUUUCCAUCGUCGUCGUGUGGUCAGAAUGUACGUUUUUCAGCCCAAAGCCAGUUCUGUCCCUCUUUGCAGUCUUCAUACGACUAGCGGAAAAGAAUUACAACUAUUUUUACAUAGAGAUGGCUUGUUUUUUUACAAUCUUUUUCCUGAGUAUCUGCGUUUAUUCUACGGUCUUCAGGAUCCGUGUAUUCAACUAUUAUUACUUAGCUUCACACCAUCAAACAGAUGCAUAUAGUUUGCUUUUCAGUGGCAUGUUAUUCUGUCGUUUGACUCCUCCACUGUGUCUGAAUUUUUUGGGCUUGACUCAUAUGGAUGCAGCAAUUUCCCAGAGAACCACGGAUCAGCCAACUGCAUAUACCUCUAUUAUGGGAUCGAUGAAAGUAUUGUCCUUCAUAGCAGAUGGCUUUUAUAUUUAUUAUCCCAUGCUGGUUGUCAUUCUCUGCAUUGCUACUUACUUCAGUUUAGGAACUCGGUGUUUGAAUCUUCUGGGAUUCCAGCAGUUCAUGGGAGACAAUGAGAUGACAUCAGACCUCAUAGAUGAAGGGAAAGAGUUAAUCAGAAGAGAAAAGAGAAAACGGCAAAGGCAGGAAGAUGGUGAUAACAGGAGACGGGAGUGGAAAGAACGGUAUGGAAACAAUCGUGAACCUUCAACAAGAAACAGAAAUAUUCAAGCAGACCAAAAAGAGUCUAGUUUCACAGAGAUCAAUACAAACAGAUUGACUUCCAAGUACACCAGGUCAAAUGGAAGGAGCGAACGGGAUACAGUGGAACUUCUACAGGACGCAGAACCUCUGGACUUCAAUGCAGAUUCAGUCAAUGAAGAUCCUCUUGAUUCUGAAUCAGGAAGGUACCAACCUGGCGGAAGAUAUUUGUCAAUGUCUCGAAGUAGAAUAUUUGAUGAUGUCUAAAGCCUCCAAAUACUUGGAUCUCACUCUGGAAAAACACCCUUUCUGUUUCUCAUUCUGCAGCCGAAUCAGCUUCAGUUCACAAGAAAAGAAUGUGAGGAAUAAGGAACUUUUUUUCCUCCAAAAAAAUGCACUUUGUAGAAUUAGUUGCCCACUUCAAGAUGGGCUUAGAGCAUUGGUUUCUAACCCCCGCAGCAGUGCCUUUUCUACCUUCCCCCUCACUCCUUCAAACUUUGAAUAAGAUGCGAAUAAGAAGAGAAGGGGCACAAAGGAGAAAGGGGUGCCAGAUGGCCCAGAGACAGAAAGGCCUUGAUAUUUGGGGUUAUUCUUAUCUCUUAAUGAAGAAGCCUGUUCAGUCUCAAAAGCCUCUCCUAGAUUUUAGAAGCUGACCAUACAUACAGGGAGUAUGGUUUUGACUUAUUGAGUUGAAUUAAGGUAAAGGUAAUGCAGAUGCAAUCUUAAAAUAACAAAUGUUGGGCCCAAAAUAAAAUUGUAAAUGUGCACCUGUGGGAAGUUUUCUUUUUGGGUGGUGGUGUUGGGAAGACUUUAGGUUUGAAAGAGAUUUGUAAGGAUAACACAGUUAGGUUUUCCUAAUGGCAGUUCAUUAGAUUGUCCCUAUUUGGUGCAAAUAUUUUUGGUUAACUUUUAUUCCAGCUUUGGGAUGAUUCGUGAAAGGCCAUCCAGAUAGGUUUGGGUUCUCCAUUCAAGUUCUCGAAGACCUAGAGUGAUUUUACAAAUCUACAGAAAAUAGCUUUUCCUCAAUGCCUGCCUAAUAGUCACUGAACAGGAAACAAUUUAUGUUUUCUUUAUCUAUUUAGCAAAUGACAUUUGCACGCAUAAGAAUAUUGAUAAAAUCUUAAUCAUAUCUUAACAGUUUGAAAACACGAUAUUUAUAACUACAUAUACUGACAUAAAGCUAUAAGGGAAAAACAUCAUAAAAUAUCUUUUUAAGAUUCAUUGAUAAAAGCUGCUGGUAAAAAUAAUUCAGCUAAAUUAUAUUUUUGUCAUUCUGAAUUGCAAAGCUACAGUUUAAAGUCCAUUGCUUUAAAUAUAAUUUAAUAGUUCUUGCAGUUUGGAUCUUGCCUUUUGAAAAAAAUGAAUUCUUCUAGUAUUAAAAUGAAAAAAAAGAUGACAUCCAGCUAUUGCCUUACAAAGGAAAUCUGUUUUAAUCAAGACUGUAUUUUUACUGCUAGAGCAAUUUUUUCACUAGAGAGGAAAAAAAAAACCAUACCUUUUCAAAUAAAGAGAUGAGAUUUUUCAAAAUAAUUUUCAUAGGUAUUCAUUAAUGCUAUAGAGAAAUGUGUACAGUAUUAUUGAGACCAGACAAUAUUGGAAGAUGUUGAGAAAAAAAUAAGCAUUUGUCAUUGUUUGUUUUCUUGAAGCCAAAUCCGGUGAUUAGAUAUUGAUUAUCAUGAGGAUUUAAACAUCUAUCACUAUCCUGUGUUUCAUACUGGAAGGGGAUUUGUGUUUUUAUUUUAUUUAUUUUACUUGUUUGCUGCCCAUCUCUCCACGAUAUUUUUUGUCAUUUUAUAAAAGCAAGGGAUGUAAAUAUUUUGAUUAGUGAAUAGUAAUGCUGUACAACCGAUUUUUUUUGUUGUUGUUGGAUAGAUUUUAAACAUCCCAAAACAAUGCAACCUAAAGGCACAGUGUUUGGCAGAUUUUUAUGAGUACAAAGAUGUUUUUGUAACAACUGUAUAAAUAAUGUGGGAUAAUUUAUUGGGCAUUUCCUUAUAGUAUCCAAAUUCAGAUGUAGCAUGAGAAAGUAACAAGGAAGAGAUUGAAGAAAAUAGACAGAGUAAUGGUUGAUCCGUGUAUUUUAUAAUACGUAAACCAAAACAUUCAUUUUAGAGGGAGAAAGGCAGAGGUGGGUUCCUACUGGUUCGGACCAGUUCGGCCGAGUAGGUAGUAACUCAGCUGGACAGGCCCCCGAACUGGUUCUAUCAAUGGUGCCAUAGGCGCCGCCAUCUUGGUUUUUUUACUAUUGCGCAUGCACGCAUAGGGCCCAUUCGGCAGUAACAAAAGCCAGAACCCAUCCCUGGAGAAAGGUAUUGUGAUUCACAGUAGCUUCAGUGAAGCAUCAUUUUAGGCAAUGUGCAUUUACAAAGCGAAUAGCUUACAUCUGUCAUGUAUGACUUGGGAUGCUAUUUUCAUGAAUGCUGAAAUUACAUUCAGUGCUCAACCUACCAAAUAUAUGACUGAUAGAAAUUGGAAUGUACUGGCAAAUGAAUUUGCAAAUUGUUAUAUUAAUCCCAGUUUAACAAUAAAUGUAGAAAUUAGAAAUUAUCUCAAUGACAUAAAUUGUUCCAAACAUCUCAUGUCUAUUAAGAAAAGUUGCUUUAGAGUUAUCAAAUUUCUUCCAAACAUUUUUUGAUCCCCAGAAAAAGGUCCGAUAUUUUUAAUACCUUGUUUUGAUAAACAGGAAUUUGGUUAACUGGUAAAUUGAGAACUUAACAAUGAGGCUUCUGAAAAGUUGUUAAAAUUUGCUUCAGAAGUUAUUGGCUCAAAUGCACAGUUGUAGACUAGAUGGUCUCUUUUGGGAAGUGAGCUGGAAUUUCCCAUGUAAUUUCCUUUAAAGUUUGGAAAUGGACUAGACUAUGGGAUAUUCUCAGGUGACUGACAGAUCAAGUGAGGAAGAUUUGGUUUGAAAUAGUACUUUUUUCUUCUUGAAAUUCUUUUGGGGAGAUAAACAUGUUUUUUUUUUUUAAUCUGGGAUCACCUUCAAAUUGAAGUCAGGCAGCUUGCAUAAAAGCAUAUAAAACAUUCCAGCCACCAAUUCAAACUGCUUGAUACAUUAAGUAUUAAAACUUCAGUGUCUUGCUUUAUGAAUGCUGCUUUGGAACUUUAUGCCACAACGAAAAAAUUUAAAAGAUUUCUAUAUAUUUGUGAAGCUGACUCAUUUUUUCACUUGUAAGAGUGGCCUGAUCAUUGUGCUUGUUGUGUGAAAAACUUUGAUUUCUUCUUUUAAAACAAAUUGGAAAGUGUGGCUUUUUAGCAGAUACAUUCAUGCAAAAAUUUAUAUUUGCCAUUGAAUUCUUUCUUUAUACCUAAUGGUAAAGUUGGAACUGAAAUAAUUGCUUUGUAAAUAAUAUUGGGGUUUGGAGUCAUGAUCAGUGAGAUAUAUAUUUAAUGCCAGUAAGUAAUUGUUAUUUAUAUCUAAUUAGGGAUGUGUGCAUUACUGUAGAAUAAAUUAAAGUAAAAAUGCAAUGCUGUAUAUGAAUGGAAUUAAAAUGAACUUUACAAUAUGUUUCUCUAAUUGUCAGUGUUUCAUGUGUAUCUGAAAUGCCGAAGGAGAUGCCUGAACUGAGUGCAGAGAAUUAAAAUAAUAAUAAUAAGGGACAUCUGUAUAUUAAAUAAAUUGUUUUUUAGUUGUGGUAAACAUUACAAAAUGUGCAUUACUGCUGAAGAAAUCUUUUGGAAGUGGAAUUUUCACAAUUUUUCUUUGCACAAAUUUAUGCUGCUAAUGGUAUUGUCAAAGAAUGGUUGGAACAUUUUUUUUUCAUUUUCCACAGGGCUCAAAAAUAGUGAAGAUCAGCUAAUUGAAUGUUAUUUUGCAAUCUUGGUAUAUAAUACUGUAUGCGGUAUAUUACAAGAUGCCAAUGAUUUUCAUGUUUGUCAUCAUUAAUACUUGGAGAUAUAAUAAAGUUCAUUUAACAUUAAAAUAAGCAUCAUUUGCGGAAUAAAAUGGAGAAUCGUGCUGAAAAAUCUGUGUUCUGAAUUUAGCAAUUCCAGUGCUAGUUUUUCUUCUGUGAUUAUUUCUAAAAAUGUAUAAAAUAGAAAAAGGAAAAAAUCUUGAGAGAUCUGAAUAUGUCCACCCAAACUUUCUUUAAAGAGCUUUCCCCACCUUUGUUACUUUUCCAUUACUUCUUUCUGCACUUUCUGUCUACGCUUCCUAAAUCAGAAAACAUUUCAACUACAUCAUGAUUCCUUCUCUCUAAGUAACAUGAAGUUUGAGUGUGAGUUUCUUAUUUUACCAAUUAGUGCUCCUUUUGCUGUAGUGUAUCUACUGAUAUUGGCCAAACUACAAGUGUUCAGCGUGAAGGAAAUUUGCCAGAAUUUUACCCCUUGUAAAUAUAGAAGCUAUGCUAGAUUUUUAUUUGUGUUAGUGGAUGGAUGACAUGAUUAUAGAUCAAAAGAAAUCAAGAGGAUGAUUUAUACUACCAAUGGGACAAAUACCACUCUAUCACUAAUAAUGAAGCAAGAUUGUGUUCCUUGAACAACACAAUAGGUAAACAAAAAUACUGAAGCCUGAGCAUUGUGUUUCUGUCUCAAUAAUCUUAAAUUGUAUAUUUACAAACUGAUGUGCCCACUAUGGUUUUUACUUCAUUUGUUUUUGUUUAUAUAAUUUAUUUCUCUGGAAAAUAAGGGAUGCUUGAAUGAAUUCAUAAAAUGCCUUGCAAGUGCAUGUUACACAUGGGCUUUGAGAGCAUGACUAAGUGAAUUCCCUUUCUCUUCAUCCCUUCAGUGCAGACAUGUAUAUCUUCUUUGGAUAUCCAGAAUUUCAGACCUGUAAAUUAUUUAUGUACUGAUCUUUUUUAAUGUACAUUUAAAUCUAAUUAAAUAAAGUUUGCCUGAAUGGA